AUGGCUCCUAAAGAUAAAAAAAAUUUUGACAAAACAAGACCUAAGGCACCUGUCACAAAUGAUCCUCGUUUUGCUAGUGUACAUAAUGAUCCUCGAUUCUUGAGACCUAAAAAGAAGGACAUGAAAGUUCCCAUCGAUAAGCGUUUUGCUAGUAUGAUGACUUCAUCUGAUUUUAGCAGUGCUCCUCGAGUUGAUCGAUAUGGUCGUCGUAUACAACAAAGUACUGCAGAAAAAGAGUUGAAACGAUUUUAUCGACUUGAGGAAGAUGAUGAUGAAGGCGAAGAUGAGACAGAAGAAAAAUCUUUGGAGCAACUUGAAAAAGAAAUUGCUGAAGAUGAAGAGAAUUUAAAGGAUGAAGAGUCUACAGAUGAAGAGGACGAACACAUCGGAAUAGGACUUCCAUCACGUCAGUACGAUCGCAUGCGUGGUAGAGGUGAUUUUUCAUCUUCUGAUGAAGAUACAGAUGAAAGUGAUUCUGAAGUUGAAGACGAAGAGGAAAAUGAUGAUGAAAUAGACCAUAUUCAACAUAUUCCUGAAGGUGAAGAAACAAAUCGUUUAGCUUUAGUCAACAUGGAUUGGGAUAAAAUUAAAGCAGUUGAUAUCUUUAAGGUUUUAAGUACAUUCAAACCUGAUACUGGUAUCAUCAAGAAGGUGACUAUUUAUCCUUCUGAAUUUGGUAAGGAACGUUUAGCAUUAGAAGAAACUCAAGGUCCACCAAAAGAGAUUUUCAAAAAAAAGAAUGAAAGUAGUAGUGAUAGCGAUGAUGAUGAUGAUGAAGAAGAAAUUACAGAAGAAACUAUUAUUAAAAAUCAAUUAGAAGAAGGAGAUGGACAGGAUUUUGAUCAAGAAGCUUUGCGUAAAUAUCAAUUAGAAAGACUUAAAUAUUAUUAUGCUGUUAUCGAAUGUGAUAGUCCCCAAACUGCUAAGGUUAUUUAUAAGUCAUGUGAUAAUACUGAAUAUGAGAGUAGUGCCAAUUUCUUUGAUUUACGUUAUAUACCCGAUGAUAUGACUUUUGAUGAUGAACCAAAGGAUAUUGCUACAGAUGCACCUGAAGGCUAUGUUCCUUCUCAAUUUACAACUGAUGCUCUUCAACGUACUAAAGUUAGUUUAACAUGGGAUGAAGAUGACAUUAAUCGAUAUCAAAUAACUCGCCGAGAAUUUACUCAGGAAGAUCUUAAAGAACUUGAUUUUAGUGCAUAUCUUGCCUCUACUGAUGAAGAGGAAGAUGAAGAUGAGGAUCUCGAUGCUCUUCGUGAAAAAUAUAGAAAAUUACUUAAUGGGGAAGGAAAAGAACCAUCAGCUUAUGAGGAUAAAAUUGAAAGUGACGAAGAAGAAGGUGAUAUGGAGAUUACUUUCACUCCUGGUUUGAGUGAAGCAGCUGGUGCUCUUGUUAAUAAUAAAGAAGAGCAAAAGGAAGAAACAACGAUUGAAACAUAUUUGCGUAAACAAAAAGAAAAGAAAAAAGCUAAAAAGGCCGCUAAGCAAGCAUUGGCAACAACAAACAAAGAAGAAGAUAGUGAAUCUGAACUUGAUGAAGAUACUAAAAAUGAUCCAUUCUUUAAAGAAGCCAUGACAGAAAUGGAGCAAGAAGGAUUUGUUAAUAAGAAAAAGAAGGAGUCAAAGAAUAGUAAGAAGAAGAGAGCAUCAAAAGAAGAGCGUGAAGCCAAAGCUCGUGAAAGAGCUGAACUUGAGCUUCUUAUGGGAGAUGAUGGUAAGAGUGAAGGCUUUGAUAUGAAGGAAAUCCUUAAACGAGAGAAGCUCGAAAAGAAGAAGAAGGGUAAAAAGGGAAAGAAAGCUGCAGAUACAACUGAAGAUGAUUUCGAAAUUGAUGUUAAUGAUCCACGUUUUGCUGCUGUUCAAGAAUCUCAUCAGUUUGCUAUUGAUCCUACUAAUCCUCAAUUUAAGAAGACCAAGAACAUGCAGAAACUAUUGAGCGUCAGACAAGAAAAAAUGCGAGAAAGUAACAAAGAAAAGGACGAAUGGAAAAAAGAAAAGAAAUCAAACAACGAUGCAUCGACAUCAACAAAAGAAAAUGGUAAAUCUAAUUCAUCUCUUCAACAACUUGUUGCUUCUGUGAAACGUAAAGGCGCAUUAGAUAAUUCAAAAUCUGGUAAACGUCAAAAAAUUUAA
Messenger RNA from Cokeromyces recurvatus, 2130 nucleotides. RefSeq lists its product as uncharacterized. Gene Ontology annotation, cellular component: nucleus. Lineage: Eukaryota; Fungi; Mucoromycota; Mucoromycetes; Mucorales; Mucoraceae. Gene Ontology annotation, biological process: rRNA processing. The record is from RefSeq and is a predicted model, not a curated record. The transcript is spliced from 3 exons. Bases 1 to 2130 code for a protein of 709 amino acids. Gene Ontology annotation, molecular function: RNA binding.